AUGUCAUUUGAUUGGCUAAACAAUCCUGGUUCAAAUGGUGCUGAUGCAGGGGGUAUUACUGCUACUGCUUCAGUGACUACAGGAGUAAAUAGAACUUCCAACAAUUUUUCAAAUCAGAACCAUUUCAACGGCACUCCCACAAAUUUUGCUACUUCAGGUACCUCAUCUAAUAUGGGUUUUGGAAACUUGCAAAAUAUUAAUAAAUCAGAUUCUCAAUUGAGCUUUCAAGCACGACCAAAUACAAACAACCCAUAUGCAACGCAAGCUCGAGUAAAUACAGAUAAUCAGGGUUUGGAGCCGGAUCCUUCUGAUUCGAAUGCUUUACAAUUAGCUGGGUAUCAAGAAACUCAAGACGACUUGCAGGUUCCUUUAUCCCUUUCACGGUCACAAUUGUCCAAUGAAGAAAUCAGAACGUAUUUGAGAUGGUACAACUACAUCAUUGCAAAGACUCAUAACAAGUUAGUUACUAUAGCUGAUGUAUUCAAUUUUAUGAAGAACUUUAAUAUCACAGCUAAAUUAAAAGAUUGGGUUACGCAUAUCUUUAGAACAUGUAAAAAUUCGUUGAAUAUUGGUCAAUUUUUUGCUCUUAUUAGAUUAAUUUCUACAUCAUUGCUGACAAAAUCGUUACCAAGGAGAGUAAUGAUUGCAAAACCAGCACCAAUCCCUUCACCACGUUCCAUUUUAGCAUGCACAAAAGAAGAGGUAUAUGAGGAAGUUGACGUUCCAGAACAGGAAGGAGUUGAUUUUGAUUCAUUCACAAAUUUACUAUUAACAGGUAAAUCUCCUAAUAAAAGAAUCCGCAGAAGGGUAUUGAAUUCUGCUAAUAAGAAAGUUAGGUUCUCAGGCGAAGUCAAAUAUCAAGAUUCAGCUCCUACGAAUGAUGCUGAUGAAUCUUAUUUUAGUUCUGCGUAUUCGAAUACUGAGGCAACCUCUAAUUCAGUUCCUAGUGGUCCGCUAGAUCUUACAUUGCCAAUGGAUCAACUUUUAUCUCAGAUGGCUAAAAGAAGUCAAAGUAAUUCUGCCUUAGUAUCUGAAUUACCUACAGAACAACAGGAAACAGAAGAAGAAAAAGCGGAGUUGGCUGACAUGCAAGAUUCUCUAUCACAUUUUAAGCAGAUUCAAGCGCCGGAUUCUGCCACUCUAAGAUCCUUACAAACAUUACAACAAUCACAAAAUGUGUAUGGAGGCAAUACAAAUAACGGUGUGCCAGAGCAGAUUCCUUUGCAGCCUCUUAAACCAACUGCUACAGGCUCCGGUAAUCAUUUGUUUCGUCAAGAAUUUAAUCGUGUCAAUAGUAAUCCAGAUAUUAAUAUUGACUCUUCUCAACAACCAUUGCAACCAUUGAAACCAACGGUCACUGGUUCUGCUAACUAUUUAAUGCGUAGUCAAUAUGCUUCAUCAAAGCCAUCCCAACAGUACGAAUCUCAACCUCAGACAAUCAGCUUCGGCACUGGUAUGCCAAACGAUAAAGUAGCCUCUAAUCAUACGCAGAAUAUUUCUUCUAUUGCAUCAUUAACUCCAACUGCUACCGGUUCUGCAAAUCAUUUAAUGAAAGAACAUAUGACUUAUUCAAAUUCACAGGACCAUAUUUUGAACGUACUAGGAAGUCCAAACAACACUGGAGGAAUGGCUAAUAAUACUUUAAUUGACAAUGUUAAUGAUAUUAACAGUAUCAAUAAUAUCAACAAUGCGAACAACAUAAAUAGUAUGAAUAAUAUGGGGAACUUGAAUAAUCCGAAUAAUAUGGGAAACUAUGCCAAUAUAAAUAAUAUGAAUACAAUGAACACCGUGAAUAGCAUGAACAGCAUAGGUAAUAAUUCGAAUUUAAACGCUGCUAGCAAUAUGCUUCUUAAUAAUAACAUAUCUCCCCAGGUAACAUCCCAGCAAACAGGACAAUUCCAUAUGAAUUCAAUUUCGCCGCAACAUAGCGCACAAGCUACGCCACCACUUUCUAUGUUGCAGCCCAACUCUAGACCGAUACAACAAAUGCAUAUGCUUCAACCUCAACACAGUGCACAGCCACAGCAGCAGCAACAUAUUCAACCACAGCAACAUUUCCAAUCCAAUCAACCACAACAAGUAAUAUCACAAAUGCAACAACUGAGAGUUCCGCACACAAAUACAUUACAACCGCACCAUAGCGCUCCACCUCAAAGUAAUAUGUACGGGAACAAUAUGAAUAUGAAUCAAAAUCAACAGGCGAUAGGUGCACAGCAAACUCAGAUUUUGAAUGGUUCUACUGCUGUAAAUAACUAUUUUCAAUCUUUGUUAUCUCAUACACCAUCUCCAUCCAUCAAUAAUUCUAACGUAUCUGGUAGUAAUGUUUCCAAUAAUAUGAAUCAAUCUCAACCUACAAGAAUGGAUUCAAAUCUUGUUAAUUUGCAUAAUAAUAAUAACAAUAUGUAUCAAUAUCAGCAACAGCCACAAUCAAUUAUUCAAAACCAAUCUCAACCACAAAUGAUGCAAAAUGCACGGGCCCCAUUCCAGAAUCAAAUUCCACAAUUUGGUAUUCCACAACAACAAACAUCAGCACCUCAGCGAGAUAUUCUUGGUGAUCUUCAGUCAUUACAGAAUCAAGUUGAUAAAUUGAAAAAUGCCUAUGGUACACGUUAG
This is a messenger RNA of Tetrapisispora phaffii CBS 4417, 2613 nucleotides long. It is a transcript of the gene SCD5, whose product is annotated as Scd5p. The coding region runs from base 1 to 2613 and encodes 870 amino acids. The record is from RefSeq and is a predicted model, not a curated record. The transcript has a single exon. NCBI's taxonomy places the organism in Eukaryota, Fungi, Ascomycota, Saccharomycetes, Saccharomycetales, Saccharomycetaceae.